UAUCAAAGUUGUUUACUUCGAGCACCACGAACACGUUAACGUUGUUCAAAAGCUCAAAAUCCCCAAACCAAAACUAAAGAAGAAAAGCAAACAUGGAUUCAAUUAACUUCAUCAAAGGCUAUGGCAAAGUACAAGACCUUGAACUCCAGCAUCAAUCUCCAAAUCCAAACACAAACACACAGAAGAAGCCCUUUGUCACUGCAGUUUCAAUCUUAGCCAUUCUCUUCUUGUCUCUAACCCUCGGUGCCAUGUUCGGAGUGCUUGUCCACAUGGCCGCAUCUGACCCACCAUCAUCAUCAUCAUCCAACUCGGCCGUGCAUGACACUGACUCAGUCAUCAAAGCCGUCUGCAACGUGACUCGCCACCCCGACUCGUGCUUCUCCAGCAUAACUUCAUUUUCAUUAUGUUCAUCUUCUCGAAAACUCACUGACCCAGAAGCCAUUUUCAAGCUCUCUCUCCGAGUCUCCAUCGCCGAGCUCUCUAACUUCAAGAAGACCAUGAUUUCGAAUUCGAACCAAGGGGCAGCUUUCGCUGACUGUCGGAGCCAGAUAGAGGAUGCGGUGAGUCGACUCAAUGACUCGGUGGUGGCGAUGGAGGUUUGCUCAGGAGGAGAAAAGGCGUUGACGGAGACCAAGAUCAGCGAUUUACGGACGUGGAUCAGUGCUGCCAUGACGGACCAAGAGACGUGCUUGGAUGGUUUGGAAGAGACUGGGUCAACGGCUCUUGAUGAAGUCAAGACCAAGAUGAAGAAGUCACAGGAGUACACAAGUAAUUGCUUAGCAAUUUUGGCUAAUAUCCACACCCUUCUUCGCAAUUUCAAUAUGCCCCUUCAUUGAAAAUUUUGUUCCUUUUUAAACUAUGUUUAAUGAACAAUUUGUGAUCUUACUUUUGUAUGUGUGUGAGUGUUUCUGAAGUUAAUUUGCUAUCUACUUAUCUUAUUUGUGCUUAUAAGUUGGAAAUGCAUGUACAAAUUGUAUAAGCAAUCCAUAUAUUAUAGUAAUGACUUUUUGGAUUGCAAUCU
This is a messenger RNA of Quercus lobata, 1021 nucleotides long. Its product is annotated as Plant invertase/pectin methylesterase inhibitor superfamily protein. Gene Ontology annotation, molecular function: enzyme inhibitor activity. Lineage: Eukaryota; Viridiplantae; Streptophyta; Magnoliopsida; Fagales; Fagaceae. The transcript has a single exon. Gene Ontology annotation, biological process: negative regulation of catalytic activity. The record is from RefSeq and is a predicted model, not a curated record. Bases 93 to 836 code for a protein of 247 amino acids.